AACUCCAUCUCCAGGUGGAAUGGAGUUAGCUUGCCUGCACACUCAGUCACGGUGGCGUCCCUAUAAGGCGUAGGCCUGACGUCACCCACGCCCUCGCCUCGCACGGGGCGGCGCGGCGGCCGGCGGAGGGAAUGGCGAGGCGAAGCAGAGGCAGCGGCAGCGUCACGGACGCGGCGUCGAAGGCGGACGCGGCGGCGAUGCGGAUGGUGUCCCGCAGGGGCGCCGUGCGGCUGGUGCUCGUGUCGGCCACCGCCUGGGCCAUGCUCGGGCUCGUCGCGCUCGCCUUCCACCUCCGGCCAUGCAGCUCCCGCGUCGCAUUCCUCUCAGGAGAACUGCGCGAUAUUAUAUUAAAGAAGAGGGACAGAUACAAGAAAACAACUGGGGGCCCCUACGGCGGCCAGUAACAGGCAUACAGAAACUCAUCCAUGACUAAAGCAAACUAACAAGAACUACCACAAUGCUAGCUAACUAGCAGGGAGGCCCGAAAUGGGGGCGGUGAGCAAAGACAACUUUGCACCAGCCAUCUCUCAAAGCUCUUUGCAAAAAAGACAGUAAAGUUCUCUCUGUGUUGGACUCGAUGGGGCUCUCAUCCAAACCACUCCACCGCUGCCCGAUACCUGUUGCGGAUGAUCCAAAUGUUGUUGUCAUACCAAAGAGGACUCCCAACACAAUUGUGAAGAAGUUGGCAUAUAUAACUGUUGACAAACAGGAUAAAGAUCCCUCACCGCUGUUUGGAGGACGUCAAAACUGGAAACAGAGGGAGGAGAGCUUUAAACUGAACUCUACCAUGAAGGUUCACUGCGGAUUUAUGAAAAAUAGUGGUGCAGAUAUGGAUAUCAUUGAUGUCAAGUACAUACAGAAAUGCAAAUUCGUGGUUGCCUCUGGUAUUUUCGAUGGUUACGACAUCCCUCACCAGCCAUCCAAUAUCAGCCGCCGGUCUCAGAAGCUGUUCUGCUUCCUGAUGGUGGUGGACGAAGUAUCUCUUGAUUUUAUCCAAAAGAACACCACCGUCAAGAUCGACAGCGCUGGAGGGAAAUGGGUUGGCAUAUGGCGACUUCUAACAGUGCACCGCCUCCCAUUCGACGAACCUAGAAGGAACGGGAAAAUACCCAAGAUCUUGACGCACAGACUAUUCCCUCAAGCUUGGUAUAGCAUUUGGAUUGACGGGAAAAUGGAGCUCAUAGUUGAUCCGCUGCUUAUUCUCGAGAGGUACCUCUGGCGUGGAAAAUACACAUUCGCGGUGGCUGUCCACAAGCAUCAUAGGAGCAUCUACGAGGAGGGCGACGCGAUCAAGCGACGGAAGCGCUACGCCCGCCCUUUGGUUGAUCUUCAGAUGAAGAUGUACUAUUACGAGGGGAUGGAGCCUUGGAGCCCGAAGAAAAAGAUGCCUGGCGAUGUGCCGGAGGGAGCCGUGCUGAUCCGGGAACACACAGCGACGACCAACCUGUUCAGCUGCCUCUGGUUCAACGAGGUGAACCUCUUCACCCCACGCGACCAGAUCAGCUUCGGCUACGUGGCGCGCAGGCUCGGCGACGCUCUCGAGCUCUUCAUGUUCCCCAACUGCGAGUACAACUCGCUGUUCGUCCUGCACAGGCACACGAGGGAGCACUCGUCUAAGGUGGAGUGGGCCAAAACGGUCGACGAGAUCGUGGAGAAGGGGCUGAGGGAGAGUAGAGGAGGGUUGGGGCUGUGGACUCCGUACCCUGCGGACCUCAGCUCCGUGGAACUCCCUGCUGUAAGAAGAACUUCGCCGGCAGGAUAAGGCUAGGCUGUCAAAGACCACAAAGCUCCCAGCCUAGCCUGCCGAUCCUGUGAUCUUUGAUUCGUUCAUGGUUGUACAGAGUAGAACUCCACUGUUUGUUUGUUUUUUUUGGCGUAGAUUCUGUAGGCUGACGCUUGGAGUUUGUUGCUUCCAGUUCUGUACAACACUCAUCUACGGAGGUAGCACAGAAGGAUUUCUCACAAAA
Molecule: messenger RNA, 1967 nt
Organism: Zea mays
Lineage: Eukaryota; Viridiplantae; Streptophyta; Magnoliopsida; Poales; Poaceae
Product: plant/F20M13-60 protein
Exons: 8
Coding region: 578-1762 (394 amino acids)
Source: RefSeq, a predicted model, not a curated record